Messenger RNA from Lycium ferocissimum, 2821 nucleotides. Its product is annotated as mannosyl-oligosaccharide 1,2-alpha-mannosidase MNS1-like. Gene Ontology annotation, cellular component: Golgi membrane; endoplasmic reticulum. Bases 1163 to 2437 code for a protein of 424 amino acids. Gene Ontology annotation, biological process: N-glycan processing; carbohydrate metabolic process. Lineage: Eukaryota; Viridiplantae; Streptophyta; Magnoliopsida; Solanales; Solanaceae. The transcript has 12 exons. Gene Ontology annotation, molecular function: calcium ion binding; mannosyl-oligosaccharide 1,2-alpha-mannosidase activity. The record is from RefSeq and is a predicted model, not a curated record.
GCUCCUAUAAGUUUUCUUUGUACAAAGAUUUCCCUGUUCCAUUGUAUUUAGUCAUUCAACAGUCAUAUCUUUGGUGGAGGCAUCUCAGUAGGGCGUUUAAAUGGUUUAGCUGUUGAUUGAUGUUCUUCUAUUUUCUUUCUCUACUUUUUAAAGUUUCGAGUGAUAGUGAACAAUUUCUAUGCUUUACCUUAAGGUGACCAUUUAAACUGAAAGUCUUCAUAUUUUCUCAUCCUUUAAUAUUUCAUCAGAAGAUGUUGGAUCAAGCUUUUCUACUUCAUCAGAAGAUGUUGGAUCAAGCUUUUCUUUCUUUUUUGCUUCAUUCCAAUCAUAGAACAAUUUAGGUCCUGAAAUGUAUUUCAUCCUUUUUGGUGUAUGUUCUUUUGAUCAAAGAUUUUUUUUUUUUGGUGUAUGUUUUAGGUUUUAUUUGGCUACAAGUUGAGGACUAAGCUAUACCUACCUGGAUAAGGUCUUUUUAUUUGAACUAAGUUAUAUCUUGUACUCAAGAUUACUGAUAAAAAUAUAUUUGUUCUCAAGCGUUUCUCAAAUGCGUUAAAAAAGGAGUUACCUCAAAAUUUAAAUAUGUAAAAAGUGAAGUCUCAAAUAUGAAUAAUAUCUUGUACUCAAGAUUACUGGUUAAAAAAGGUUUUGUACUCGAGGGUUUCUAAAAUGCGUUGAAAAAGGAGUUACCUCAAAACUGAAGUAUGUAAAAAGUAAAGUCUCAGUUAUUUAUUACUCCCAUUUUACAAUUUUUCUCCAAAUACUCUCACUUGACAUGAAUGGUGAGAUUGGUCAUUCCAAAGUGACUACCUCUUUAGCUAGAAAUCUUGUCUUUCUUUACUUUAAGUUUGUCUUUUUGCGAUUGAUCUAACGGAAAAUUCUCUGAGUUGCUUUGCACUUUAUAAUAACUCAUUUACCCCUAUGUCCACUCUUUGAGUAAACAUGAAGUAACAUAUCAUUGUUUCUCAUCUCAAGAAUCCUUUCAUGUCGAAGUAAGGUUUUAGAACACUAGGAGUUAUCUUGAUGGGGGAAGAUUAUUCAUACAGUUAGAUUCUCGAGAAGUUCAUCGAAAAUUUUGAGUAUCCUGCCACAAACAAAGAAUGGUGUUGACAGUUUUGGUGGUCUUGGUGCAACAUUAAUUGAUUCUCUUGACACACUAUAUAUCAUGGGCUUGGAUGAGCAGUUUCAGAGAGCUAGAGAGUGGGUUGCAAACUCCCUGGAUUUCAACAAGAAUUAUGACGCCAGUGUUUUUGAGACAACCAUAAGAGUUGUUGGUGGACUGCUUAGUGCAUAUGAUCUCUCUGGUGAUAAGCUUUUCCUAGAUAAGGCUAAAGAUAUUGCUGACAGACUGUUGCCUGCAUGGAAUACGCCCACUGGCAUCCCUUACAACAUUAUCAAUUUGUUACAUGGGAAUCCACAUAAUCAUCGGUGGACUGCGGGUCAUAGUAUCCUGGCAGAUUCUGCCUCUGAGCAGCUUGAAUUUAUUGCUCUUUCGCAAAGGACAGGAGACUUAAAGUAUCAACAAAAGGUGGAGAAUGUUAUCUUAGAAAUCAGUAGAACUUUCCCAAAUGAUGGUUUGCUGCCAAUACACAUUAGUCCAGAGGGAGAGACAGUUGUAUACUCCACUAUAACGUUUGGGGCCAUGGGGGACAGCUUUUAUGAAUAUUUACUCAAGGUCUGGAUACAAGGAAACAGAACAGCUGCUGUGGGACACUACAGAAAAAUGUGGGAGACAUCAAUGAAAGGUCUUUUAAGCUUGGUGCGAAGGACUUCCCCAUCAUCUUUUGCUUAUAUUUGUGAGAAGGUUGGAGAUUCUUUAGAAGACAAGAUGGAUGAACUUGCAUGCUUUGCUCCAGGAAUGUUAGCUUUAGGUUCGUCUGGUUAUGGUCCUGACGAGUCUCAGAAGUUCUUAUCGCUGGCAGAAGAGCUUGCUUGGACUUGCUAUAACUUCUACCAGUCAACACCUACAAAAUUGGCAGGAGAAAACUAUUUCUUUUAUGAUGGCCAGGAUAUGACUGUGGGCACAUCGUGGAACAUACUAAGGCCAGAAACAGUCGAAUCUCUGUUCUACCUCUGGCGUUUGACUGGAAACAAGACAUACCAAGAGUGGGGUUGGAACAUAUUUCAAGCAUUUGAAAAGAACUCGAGAAUAGAAUCUGGAUAUGUUGGACUUAAAGAUGUUAACACGGGUGUGCAAGACAAUAAGAUGCAGAGCUUUUUUCUCGCGGAGACUCUUAAAUAUCUCUAUCUUCUUUUCUCACCCUCUUCAGUCAUUCCCCUGGAUGAGUGGGUUUUUAACACAGAAGCUCACCCCAUAAAAAUUGUGAGCCGGAAUGAUCGAGCAGUGAGUUCUGGAGCUGGAAGGUCAGUUGGACAGCAAAAAUCAUAUAGGCGGGCGCGGACCAGGAGAGAAGGUCGAUUUGGUAAUAAGUAUAAGUAGGUUCUCACAGGUCCUCAUUAGAUUAGUUAUUGAUUCAGUAUUAUGGGAUUCAAGUGCUAUACUGCUUGGCACUUGUUCAACCAGUCACGGGAUUUUAUCAUUGGAAUCAUGCUAGUGUUGGUACCUUGACAGAAGAAUGUUCCAUGUCGGAGAAGUUACGAGUAUGUAGCAGUAGCAUAGCUAUUUUUGGGGAUUGACGAGUUUUGUAUAUCAUACCUUUUAUUUUCUUCUUAAAAUGCAGUAGGUAAAUUCAUUUCAAUUUUCGAAGACAGUGGACCGCCUUAUGACACAGAUGGCCAUGGUUGAAGGCUGCGAGCCUGUCCGGGUAAUUGUAUCCAUUGGAUUGGCUUAAUAUUUGAGAUCCUAGAGCUUGUUUAUCCUUCA